GGUAUGAGCAAAUAUAGAGCAAAACUUUACCUUUAAAGGACAAAAAUGUCCCCAAUAUACUCUGAAGCCUAAUGAGUUCAGUAUUUUCUGUUCUAAAGGACUUCAUUAUUCUGUACUACAAGUUUUUUUACAUGGAACAUUCCCAUGUCUGGCAGUUGGCUGUACAUAACAUUUAGUUCAGCUUCCCAGUAGUACACUAUUUGCUUUUCUUGCCGAGAGCCGAGCUCAGAUAACAUCCGGGGUGGAGUUUGGAGCGAGAAUGCCAUUGUUAGUUAGACUACACCUUACUGCAUGAUCCAUUAUUGGUAUUACCCUGCUUGCUUGGGGAGAGAAGACGUAGCACAGAGACCACACCACAGCCUGCUACCAUGGCCUCCACCACCGGCCUCCUACCCGAGAAGUCCUUCCUGUGCUCUCUGUGUAAGGACGUCUUCAGCAGUCCAGUCACCACACCGUGUGGACACAGCUUCUGUCUGUCCUGUCUCAGCGACUUCUGGACCCGACACCAGUCUAGGUACUGUCCACAGUGCCGCAGGCUGUUUACCAGCAGGCCUGAGCUCAGCAUCAACCACAUCCUGGCUGAUAUCUCGGAAAACUACAAGAAGACCAGGCCGGAGAAACCUCCGGAGGAAGAGACGGUUAUGAAUGUGGAGAAAAUGAUUCAAGAGAGGCUACAGAAGGUAGAGAGGCUAAAAAGUUCUCUUGAGCUCCAAAAGAGCUCUUACUUGAGAGAGGUGCGAGAGAGCCAGAAGGUAUUCUCGGCCAUGGUGAGCGCCAUGGAGAAGAACCACAAAGCCUUGGUGUUGGCCAUAGAGGAGUGCCAAAGGGAGGAGCAGAAGAAAGUCGAUACUCUGGUGACAGAACUGGAACAGGAGAUCCGUGAACUGAAGAAGGAGAUGGCCGACCCGACUUCUGACCCUUCGGUUUCUAAAGAAACUUCUGAUCAUCAGGAGGAAUCCAAUAAAGAUAUCAGUAACAUUGCUCCGCCCGGCCGCACAAUCCAGAUGAAGGAUUGGUCCAUGGUUACCAUAGAAACGGACCCUUGUGUGGGGUUCACCAGGAGAGCCCUGUCAGAACUGAUGGCAAAGGUGAAAGUGGAAGUCCACAGGCUCUCCAAAUCAGAACUGAAAAGAAUUGAGCGAUACAUAGUGGACAUCAACCUGAGCGCCAAGACCGCCCACCCGUCCCUCGCCGUGUCCGAGGACAGGAAGCAGGUGAGGCAGACGGACAAGUGCCACGAGGUGCCCCAGCACCCCAAACGCUUCGACCGCGUGGCCAACGUCCUGGCCAAGGAGAGCAUCGGCCGUGGGCGGUGCUACUGGGAGGUGGAGGUGGGGGAGAAGACGGAGUGGAGCCUGGGCGUGGUCCGACAGUCCAUCAACAGGAAGGGCAGGUUCACCGUCUGUCCCGCCAACGGCUUCUGGACUUUGAGCUUGAAAGCGGGAGGACAGUACGUCGCCAACUCUGCUCCGGUAACCGCAGUGGCGCUGGAGCAGAAGCCCAGGAAAGUGGGCGUCUUUGUGGACUACCCCGCAGGCCGCGUGUCCUUCUACUGUGCGGAGACGGCCGUUCACAUUCACUCCUUCACAGACACCUUCACUGACAGCUUGCAUCCCUUUUUCAACCCCGGGCGACUGCACGGAGGCAGGAACGCUCCCCCCUUAAUCAUCACUUCCAGCGUAUGCAGCAUCUAGAUAGAACAAAAUGUGU
Entelurus aequoreus (snake pipefish) is the source of this 1710-nucleotide messenger RNA. RefSeq names its product bloodthirsty-related gene family, member 2 (gene btr02). The record is from RefSeq and is a predicted model, not a curated record. The transcript has 7 exons. Lineage: Eukaryota; Metazoa; Chordata; Actinopteri; Syngnathiformes; Syngnathidae. Gene Ontology annotation, molecular function: protein binding. The coding region runs from base 369 to 1694 and encodes 441 amino acids.